Molecule: messenger RNA, 1095 nt
Organism: Hordeum vulgare subsp. vulgare (domesticated barley)
Lineage: Eukaryota; Viridiplantae; Streptophyta; Magnoliopsida; Poales; Poaceae
Product: phosphoenolpyruvate carboxylase kinase 2-like
Exons: 2
Coding region: 1-1095 (364 amino acids)
Biological process (GO): intracellular signal transduction; peptidyl-serine phosphorylation; protein autophosphorylation
Cellular component (GO): cytoplasm; nucleus
Molecular function (GO): calmodulin binding; calcium-dependent protein serine/threonine kinase activity; ATP binding
Source: RefSeq, a predicted model, not a curated record
AUGCCUGUCGGAGGCGGGCUUCCAGGAGUACUAGAGGGUGUGGAGCGCAUCGUCCUCGUCGUAGCUAUUGGUGAGAGUACUGCUACAGCCAGGCUCCUCGCCGAUGCUGCGGGCGUGGUGGGCCUCAACCAUGAGCACGGAGAUUACCGGGUAGACCUCGGUGACGGCAAUGCCUUCACUGUGGGCUGCACGCUUCGGAUGCCCUGCCACUGCGAUGCCACGGAGAACGCCUACUCAUGUGUUGCAUGCUUCCCCGAGGAUUAUGCGCACGCCCGGGGGCGCACGACGUACGACAACACGGCUGGCGUCAUCGCUAGCCGGCACGGGAAACCCAUGGGAUGGCUCUGGAGCAUGGAUGCCACGGCCUCAUUUGGUCAUGACCCGGGCCGUGGGUGGAGGAGUUUUAUGACAAGGAUGGCCCGCAUGAAAGUGCUGACAUGGCAUAAUAGUGUCACGCCCUCCAUCUCGAGCAGGAGCUCCUCCUCCCCGCCCUGCAGCCCGCACCUGGUCGCGCUGCACACCGCCUUCGACGACGCCCGCACCGUGCACCUCGUCGUCGACCUCUGCGCCGGCGUUGGCCUGCUAUCGCUCAUCUCCGCCCGCGGCGGCCAACUCCCCGAGCACGAGGCGGCCGGGCUGGCCGUGCAGCUCGCGUCCAUGCUCGCCGCUUGCCACCACCUCGGGGUCGCGCACCACGACAUCAAGCCCGACAACCUCCUCUUCGACGCUGCCACGUGCGCGCUCAAGCUCGCUGACUUCGGCUCCGCGGAGUGGUUCGGGGACGAGCGGCCCAUUUCGGGCCUCGUUGGCACGCCAUACUACGUGGCGCCUGAGGUGGUCGCCAGCAGGGAGUACGGGGAGAAGGUGGACGUGUGGAGCGCCGGGGUGGUGCUCUACAUGAUGCUCUAUGGGGUCGUGCCCUUCUACGUCGCCACCGCGCCCGAGAUCUUCGAGGCCGUGCUCCGCGGCAACCCGCGCUUCCCGCCGCGCACCUUCGCCGGCGUCUCGCCCGAGGCCAAGGACCUGAUGCGCCGCAUGCUCUGCAAGGACGUCUCCCGUAGGCUCUCCGCAUGCUCUGCGACGAGACACACAUAA